GAAACAUUAGUAAAACCCUUUGGAAUUUUAUUUCUUUGUUGCACUUUCUGUCAUUCCAUUAUACUGUCCUCCAUCCAUUGUCCUCUGCUUCUUACUCACUCUCUCUCUUCUUUGAAUCCAAAGAGUUUCCAAUGCUUUGAACAGAUUGGUGGCUACAGUGUUAACUCAACAAAGAAGAGAACAAAAAAGGGUUAGUUUUGUAGAGUAAUGAGAGAGUGAUAAGGCACAAACACAACACAACACAUGGAAGAAGCAGAAAAAGAGUUAGAGAGAAGGAGCAAGUUUCUAAACAGUUUGAUACAGAACAAGAAAAAAUCCAUAAAACAACCACAACAACAAGAACAAGAGAAAGAACAAGAGCAAGAACAGCAUGAUAAUAAUAUUAAACUCAACAACAUUCAUGUCAGAGCUUGUGACAUGUCUCUUGCUUUGCAGAAACAUGCUUUCCAAUGUGCACGUGACCAUCUUGAUUCUAUGCCAUCUAAGAAGGUUGACAGUAAACACUUGGCACUGGUCCUUAAGAAGGAAUUUGAUUCUUCUUAUGGACCAGCUUGGCACUGCAUUGUGGGCACUAGUUUUGGUUCCUAUGUUACACACUCUCUUGGUGGUUUUUUGUACUUUUCCAUUGAUAAGGUUCAUGUCCUUCUCUUCAAGACAGUUGUUGCACCACUGGAUCAUUGAUAACUUCCACAACUAUAAGUUAUGGCUUCUUGGAGAAAUUAAUUUCAAAACUUUAAACCAUCUGAUAUGUAGAAAUUGCAACAUUUAAAUCAUCUAGCUUAUAUUUUGUGAUGUAUUUGAUGCACUUAAAUUUGGUUUGUUUUUUUUUUUUUGUCUGUGGGAGAGCAUUUAAAAACACUUUAAAUGCAAAGUUUAUUGAGGCAAAUCACAUGAUAUACAUUCAUUCAUAUUGUUCAGCUUAGCACCAAUUGGUUGUGUGACUUCAAUGAUUAAUGAGUUUGAUCUUA
Trifolium pratense (red clover) is the source of this 968-nucleotide messenger RNA. Its product is annotated as dynein light chain 2, cytoplasmic. Gene Ontology annotation, biological process: microtubule-based process. The transcript is spliced from 2 exons. The record is from RefSeq and is a predicted model, not a curated record. Lineage: Eukaryota; Viridiplantae; Streptophyta; Magnoliopsida; Fabales; Fabaceae. Gene Ontology annotation, cellular component: dynein complex. Gene Ontology annotation, molecular function: dynein light intermediate chain binding; dynein intermediate chain binding. The coding region runs from base 244 to 681 and encodes 145 amino acids.